Messenger RNA from Pochonia chlamydosporia 170, 1512 nucleotides. Its product is annotated as ALG6, ALG8 glycosyltransferase family domain-containing protein. Gene Ontology annotation, biological process: protein N-linked glycosylation. Bases 1 to 1512 code for a protein of 503 amino acids. The record is from RefSeq and is a predicted model, not a curated record. Gene Ontology annotation, molecular function: dolichyl pyrophosphate Glc1Man9GlcNAc2 alpha-1,3-glucosyltransferase activity. Lineage: Eukaryota; Fungi; Ascomycota; Sordariomycetes; Hypocreales; Clavicipitaceae. The transcript has 3 exons. Gene Ontology annotation, cellular component: endoplasmic reticulum membrane.
AUGGCAGAGUCAUAUCCCACGCUGACCCAGUGCGCGGUUGUCGCCGCUGCAUUCAAGGUCCUUUUAUUCCCAACCUACAAAUCUACAGAUUUCGAGGUUCACCGCAACUGGCUUGCCAUUACCAACAGCCUUCCCGUUUCCGAAUGGUACUACGAAAGAACCUCAGAAUGGACGCUCGAUUAUCCUCCGUUCUUUGCAUACUUCGAGUGGGUUCUUGCGCAUUUGGCUCGAUUGGUAGACCCCGCCAUGGUCAAGGUCUACAACCUAAAUUACGAGAGCUGGCAAACCGUAUACUUUCAGCGAGCAACUGUUAUAGGGACUGAACUAUUGCUAGCUUACGCUCUCCAGCUUUUUAUCGACUCAACGCCAAUGUUGUCGAGACGGGCGGCUCAAGUUGCCGCGCUGUCGAUCUUUCUCUCGCCUGGGUUGUUGAUUAUUGACCACAUUCACUUCCAGUACAAUGGAUUCAUGUACGGUAUCCUGCUGUGGUCAUUGGUGCUGGCUAGGUGCAAGUCCACGCUUCUUCAAAGUGGUCUUAUUUUUGCCGCACUUUUAUGCUUCAAGCACAUUUAUCUCUACCUUGCCCCAGCCUACUUUGUGUUCCUUUUACGAACGUAUUGCCUAUCAGCAAGGUCAUACUUCCAUAUCAAGUUCCUGAACUGUGUCAAGUUGGGACUGGGCAUUAUCUCUAUUUUCGCUACAGCAUUCGGACCGUUUGCACUGAUGGGGCAAAUCCCACAAUUGUUGAGCCGGCUCUUCCCCUUUGCCCGCGGACUUUGUCAUGCAUACUGGGCUCCAAACGUGUGGGCAUUGUACUCGUUGGCAGACCGAAUUCUAAUACAUCUUGCCCCCAGACUCGGCCUUGCUGUGAAGUCGGAAGCGCUGCAAAGUGUCACUCGUGGUCUUGUAGGUGAUACUGCCUUUGCAGUUCUACCCGAGAUAUCUCCUAGAUUGUGUUUCAUUUUGACUUUGUUCUUUCAAUGCCUGCCUCUCCUAAAACUUUUCUUCGCUUCCAACCCCUCAUGGGAAGCCUUCAUCGGUGCCGUCACUCUUUGUGGGUAUGCAUCCUUUCUCUUUGGGUGGCAUGUCCACGAAAAGGCUAUUUUGCUCGUCAUUAUUCCCUUCAGUGUCAUCGCACUCCGGGACAGAAGACAUUUGGGCGCCUUCCGGCCUCUGGUGGUAGCGGGUCAUGUUUCUUUGUUCCCGUUGCUUUUCACGCCGGCAGAAUUCCCCGUCAAAACCGUUUACACAAUUUUCUGGCUGGUUCUGUUCUUGAUGGCGUUUGACCGGCUGGCGCCGGCUUCAAACAAGCCGAGAGUCUUCCUAUUGGAUCGAUUCAGUACAUUGUACAUUGCGGUGAGCAUUCCGUUGAUCGCAUACACGUCGUUGAUCCAUCAAGUUAUUUUCGGAAAGAGUUAUGAGUUCCUUCCACUCAUGUUCACCAGCUGCUACGCGGCGAUAGGGGUUGUUGGUAGUUGGGUGGGAUACAUGGUGGUGUAUUUUACGUCGUGA